Messenger RNA from Heteronotia binoei (common prickly gecko), 746 nucleotides. RefSeq names its product transcription factor 24 (gene TCF24). The record is from RefSeq and is a predicted model, not a curated record. The transcript has 3 exons. Lineage: Eukaryota; Metazoa; Chordata; Lepidosauria; Squamata; Gekkonidae. Gene Ontology annotation, molecular function: DNA-binding transcription factor activity, RNA polymerase II-specific; RNA polymerase II transcription regulatory region sequence-specific DNA binding; protein dimerization activity. Bases 178 to 675 code for a protein of 165 amino acids. Gene Ontology annotation, biological process: developmental process; regulation of transcription by RNA polymerase II.
AGGCUGGCGCUGGUCUGCCUUCCGCCUCCCAGCCGGGCGAUCCACCCAGCCCAGUGGAUCCAGUCAGUCCUGCUCCAGGGGCCCUGCGCUGAGAGACAAGAAGUGAUCUCGCUCAACCACCUUGGCUUGGGAGCAAAACCUUUCACAGGAGCUUUUUCCCAGGUUCAGCUCUCACCCAUGGACUAUAGAAAUGUAUCUGAGAACUGCAGGGAGCUCCCUGAGCCCUGCUCUGAGUCCAGCUCCCUGCAACCCGCAGGGUCAGGCAACAAUUCCUGUUCCUCAUCUUUGACUGGGCAGCGGGCUGGGGUGACCCUGGGGAGACCAGCUGCCGCCAAUGCAGCUCGAGAGCGCAGCCGAGUACAGACCCUCCGCCAUGCUUUCCUGGAGCUGCAGCGAACCUUACCCUCUGUGCCGCCUGACACCAAGCUCUCCAAACUGGAUGUGCUGCUCUUGGCCACUACCUACAUCGCUCACCUCACCCGCAGCCUGCAGGAUGAAGAAGAGCUGCCUGGAGAGAGCCUGAGCACGCUGAGAGGAGAUGGCUACCUGCAUCCCGUUAAGAAAUGGCCAAUGCGAUCAAGGUUGUACAUUGGAGCCACAGGACAGUUUUUGAAUCAUCCCAUGCAAACAGAUAAUGCCAACCAAGGAGAAACAUCAGCAAAUUCACAAAUCUAACCUCCAUUUCUCUUUUGAAUACUGUUGUAUUUAUUAUGUCAGAUAUAUUUAAAUUAAAGUGCAUCUUCCCA